This is a messenger RNA of Colletotrichum orchidophilum, 1545 nucleotides long. RefSeq lists its product as uncharacterized. The transcript is spliced from 2 exons. The coding region runs from base 1 to 1545 and encodes 514 amino acids. Lineage: Eukaryota; Fungi; Ascomycota; Sordariomycetes; Glomerellales; Glomerellaceae. The record is from RefSeq and is a predicted model, not a curated record.
AUGCAGCCGGCUCCAAUGUCGGGCUCUAAGCCCCAUAACACCGCACCGACAUAUGCACCAACGUGGGGUUCUCUGCCAUGGGAACUACGGUAUAUGAUACUUGAAAUCAUUAUGAGACAAACUUCUGGUUGGGGCGCCUGCGCUUCUGUUUGUAAGGAGUGGCAAGCUAUACUAGAGAAAGAAAGCUUUCGCCAGCUGAAGUUACAAGUACCAUGCUUAGCUGAUAUGGAAGCUAUGAUUGGUGUAAAACAAGCACAGCUUGUCAGACAUAUCUGGCUGAAUAUCGAGCUAAAGUCAUAUACAUGUCGAAGUUGUCAGAACACUGAAAGUUAUUCAUGGAUUUGCGGAAAUAAUAAAGUGGUUAGAGAAGGAAUCGCGAAGCUUUUUUGGAUCUUGUCUCGAUGGCCAGUGGUAGAAGGAGCAAAGCUGACACUGGAGCUCAGCAUCCAAUCUCCUAGUGAUAGGGAGCAUUGUUUUAAGAACCUCUAUUUUGGAGGUGGUGGCGAGGAUGCUGAUUUGGAAUUCGACCGGUCUGGUCAUCAAUCACAUAACCUCGACUCAAAGCAUUCGUUUCACGACUCUCAGCAUGGCUGGGUGAAUGGACGUCAGGUCGAUGCCCCUAAAGCAAUGGCUUUAUUACGAAUCUUCGAGCCUCUCUAUUUCAAAUUCAAGGAAGACCUCCCUCAAGUUAAAGCGGUGACACAAUUUGUACUUCGUCGACAAUGUCGAAGAAAGAUUGAACCUCGAGUGAUGGGAUCUCUUUUCGAUAAACUUCCUCGAUUACAGUCAUUAAUCUAUGAGCCAUGGCAAAGCUGGGAUAAGUUGGCACAAGAUUUUAUUUGGGAUCACGAAUACUUCAACCUUAUCGAAUCUCAUUUACCACAAACACUCCAGCAAAUAUCAGUAUUUGAAGAGACCAACGAAGAGUAUAUUACGUUGCUUCGAGGCGGGUUACAAAUCACUAAGCCUGGCAUAAUCCGGAUCACAUCACCUACGGUCAGUGCUGCCUUCGCAAAAAGGAGUCUUGGUCUCGAGCAGCUCUCCGUUACAUUCAUGAUUGAUGCUUUGGACUUCUUUCGUUCAUGCCAGCAAGACUGGGUUUGGAGCCACAUGAGAUCCCUCACUCUUACAUCAAGGAUACUUACCCAAACAGAAAAUCUCGAAAUAAACAAGCUCAUGAGAAGUGCUGCUAUAAGUGCACUUUUAAUACCACAUUUACAUACAAUGGUAAUAUGGAAUGGUCGCAAGGGCGAAGCUUUCAAGAUUUUCUAUCACGUAAGGUCCACUUAUGCUUGUAUUGGGUGGCGUGGAACAUGGGAUUUAAAGCUGAAACCUGGUGUAAUACGCAAUUGGCAGAGGGUUGCGGAUAAGAAUACUAAGCAUGACCUUCAAGUCAUCCCAGAACCCCUCAUUUUAACAAGCAUCGACUCUCAUGCUCAUGCCAUCGAGCUCCUAGACUUACCCUUGGAGGUGGUCCAUCCAGUAUCUUUAGUACAGAUGCAAAGAGAAGCUGAAUCGAGUUGGUAUAGGCAUAGACAGGCUUAA